This is a messenger RNA of Rasamsonia emersonii CBS 393.64, 3165 nucleotides long. Its product is annotated as Exportin-T. Lineage: Eukaryota; Fungi; Ascomycota; Eurotiomycetes; Eurotiales; Trichocomaceae. The record is from RefSeq and is a predicted model, not a curated record. Gene Ontology annotation, molecular function: small GTPase binding; tRNA binding. The transcript has 5 exons. Gene Ontology annotation, biological process: tRNA re-export from nucleus. Gene Ontology annotation, cellular component: nuclear pore; nuclear matrix; cytoplasm. The coding region runs from base 1 to 3165 and encodes 1054 amino acids.
AUGGAGGAUCAGCCCCGCCCCCUCCGUCAUCGGCACCUUGCGCACACAGACAGCGGUGCACUAACCAGAGCCUCUGGACAGGUAGCAAAUGCCAUCGAGAUUGCCUGGAACCCUUCCUCGGACCAAGCCAUUAAAGCGCAGGCCUUUGACUACCUCAACCAGCUCCGCUCGGACCCGUCGGGAUGGCAGGUCUGUCUGUCCAUCUUCACCAAGACCCCUCGUCACUCCGAGAUCGUCCGCCAUGUCGCUCUGGAAGUGGUCAAUAGCGCAGCUCAGGCGGGUCUGAUUGACCUCCAGGGGCUGGAGUUUGUCAAGGACAGCUUGAUGGCGUAUUUGCGUCAGGUCUACGGAAGUGAAGGCACCACCCCCGACGCCGCCAACAUCCAGAACAAGAUCGCUCAGACCAUAACGUACCUGUUCUCUGCGCUCUAUGGAAGCGGAUGGGAAAGUUUCUUCGAUGACCUUCUAAGCUUGACGAGCAAAACUCCGUCCUCGAACCUGCGCGACAACCCCCUCGGAAUCGUAUUCUAUCUUCGAGUCAUAAAUUCGAUUCACGAUGAGAUCGGCGAUGUUCUGGUAUCACGAUCCCGUGCGGAGCAGGACAAGGCAAACACUCUGAAAGAUCUGAUUCGGCAGAGGGAUGUGCAAAAGAUCGUCAACUCCUGGCAGGAGAUCUUGUCGCAGUGGCGAGACGGGAACGAUCAGAUAGUGGAAAUGACGCUCAAGGCCAUUGGUAGUUGGGUCAGUUGGAUAGAUAUCGGCCUGGUUGUUAAUCAGUCAAUGUUGGACCUCUUGUUUCAGCAGCUGUCUCGCGCCCAGAAGGCGGAUCUUAGGGAAGGAGAAGAGAAGGUGCGGGAUGCCGCCAUUGACGUAUUCACCGAGAUCGUCGGCAAGAAGAUGAGGCCUGAGGAUAAGAUCGAUAUGAUUAUCUUCCUGAAUCUAGACAACAUCGUCACCCAGCUUUCCAACAGCCCUCCACUGCACGAUAAUAGGUUCACCUUUAAGUACGAUACAGACCUCGCUGAAACGGUGGCGAAGCUAAUCAAUAUCACCGUCAUCGAUAUCGUUCGUGCAUUGGAUAAUGAUGCUGUCGCUGUUCAGACGAAAGAGAAGGCGAGCAACCUUCUUCAGUCCUUCCUUACGCACGUGCUUCGAUUUUUCUCCGAUGAAUAUGAUGAGAUUUGCUCAACGAUCAUCCCCUGUGUGACGGAGCUCUUGACCUAUUCCAGAAAAGUGUCCAAGUCAAAUCCGUCCGUGAGCGCUCAGCAUUCUACAAUGCUGCUGCCUAUAUUGAAGGCCAUCAUCGCGAAGAUGAGAUAUGACGAGACUUCCUCAUGGGGGGAGGAGGAUGAGCAAACCGAUGAGGCGGAGUUUCAGGAGCUCCGGAAAAGACUACAUGUUCUGCAGCAGAUCAUCGCUGCGGCUAACGAGCAACUGUACAUGGAUGCCAUCUCCGAGGUUGUCGGCACAACAUUUGAAAAUCUACGCCAGUCAGGGGGCCAGUUGGAUUGGCGCGAUCUCGAUCUCGCCUUGCACGAGAUGUUCUUGUUUGGUGAUCUCGCCGUCAAGUCCGGCGGUCUGUACACCAAGAAUAAGCCAAACAAUGCUGCUGCCGAGAGGCUGAUCGAGAUGAUGCUAAGGAUGGUUGAAUCCGACAUCAGGUCGUUCACUCAUCCGGCAACUCAGCUGCAGUAUAUGGAAAUCUGCGUCCGGUACAGUUCUUUCUUUGAGCACCACACCCACCUUAUCCCUGGCGUCCUGGAGAGCUUUCUCCAACUUGUUCAUCACCCUGUCAAGAGGGUGAAGACCCGAUCAUGGUACCUGUUCCAACGCUUAGUGAAGCAUCUCCGAUCCCACAUCGGUAACGUGGCCCAAACUGUCAUCGAGGCUUUGGGUGAUCUACUGGUUAUCCAAGCAGAAGUUCCAUCUGAAAGAGCCGAUGGGGAUGAGAUGUCCUCCGAAGACCAUGAGAGCCAGGCCGAUACUGUUUUCAAUAGUCAGCUGUACCUUUUCGAAGCAGUCGGUUCGCUGUGCUCGACAGCUGCUGUUCCGGCGGACAAGCAGGUCGUUUAUGCUCAAACCGUGAUGAACCCGAUCUUCCUUGACAUGGAAAGGAAUCUGGGGGCUGCCAAGUCAAAUGAUGAGAGGGCAUUGUUGCAAAUCCAUCACGACAUCAUGGCCCUCGGAACUCUUGCCCGAGGCUUCUCAGACUGGAUGCCAGGAGUCAGCACCCCGUCCAGUGCUCCACCUGCCCCUGAAGUCUCGGAAGCCUUUGGUCAGGUGGCAGAGGCGACCCUUGUCGCUCUUGAAUCACUAAAGACAUCUUUUAAUGUGAGGACCGCAGCGAGAUUCGCGUUCUCACGGUUGAUCGGAGUUCUUGGGUCGAGGAUCCUUCCCCAGCUGCCGAGAUGGAUCGAUGGGCUGUUGACCCAAACAUCUUCCAAGGACGAGAUGGCAUUGUUCUUGCGACUUCUUGAUCAAGUCAUCUUUGGGUUUAAGACCGAGAUAUAUGCCAUCCUUGACACUCUUCUCACGCCCUUCCUGCAGCGAGUAUUCUCGGGGAUUGCGGAUCCAACUAGAGGCACAGAUGACGAAAUUCAACUCGCGGAACUGAAGCGGGAGUAUCUGAGCUUCUUGCUUGCGCUUUUGCACAACGAUCUGGGCUCUGUGAUCAUCAGUCAAGCAAACCAAUCCAUCUUUGAAACGGUCAUUUCCACCAUCGAACACUUUGCCAAGGACGUUGACGACUUUACGACCGCAAAGAUGGCCUUUUCGGUGCUGUCAAAGAUGGCCAGUGCCUGGGGAGGUCCAGACAUUUCCGCCACUCCGUCGAAUGGGGUCACCACGACUCAAGCAGCUCUUCCCGGUUUCAAUCAAUUCAUGUUCACGCGCUUCUCACCGCUGUGCUGGGCACUCCCAAGCACACCGUCGUUCAACCCAAAGGAUGCCCAGGCGAGGCAGGUCCUUGCUGAAGCCGGAGGGUUGCAGCAUACCAUAUACUCGAAAACGGGUGCAGAAUAUGUUGAAUACCUUCGCACUAGGGAGCUUCCCAGUAUGGGAAUGGGAUCCGAUCUGAUUGACGAAUACUUGAAUGCCCUGACUCAGCUGGACAUGAAGGGGUUCCGGGGGUUCUUCCAGUCAUUUAUCCAGCGGUUGAGCGCAUAA